Molecule: messenger RNA, 1662 nt
Organism: Styela clava
Lineage: Eukaryota; Metazoa; Chordata; Ascidiacea; Stolidobranchia; Styelidae
Product: caspase-2-like
Biological process (GO): proteolysis
Molecular function (GO): cysteine-type endopeptidase activity
Source: RefSeq, a predicted model, not a curated record
UAAAACUGGACUUGUUAUCAUCUGCCAUUAAGAUCUAUGUGUAAAAAUAUCCUAAUCUAGAUCUGACUUGAACUCUAAGAUGAAUGCGCAAUUCAUUUACGAUGCAACGGCUGUAUUUCAUGAAUCUCAAUGGAAAGAAUUCACUCGACUAAAACUAGGUUUCAGCGACACCGAAAUAAGAGAAAUGGAAGAUGGGGAAAAAAGUUUCGCGGAACUCAAACACAAGACAGUUAGAAAGUGGAUCGGAGACGAUGUGGAAACAGAAUAUAUGCGAAACAAAUUGACUUCUCUAAAGCAGGAAUAUUUCUUCAGCAGAUCGGAGUUCAGUUUUUCGAAUCCAAUGAAAGCACAAGGCGAUCUUGUUGGCGAAAAACCAGUUGAAAAACCCAGGUAUACAUUGGCGAAAAAGAAAGGUAUUGCGCUCAUCAUAAGCAAUUCUUUCGAUGGCAAUGGCAGCAAAUUUAUGUCUAGAACACCAGGGUCUGACGUAGAUUUGGAAAACAUGAAGAAAUUAUGGAACAAAAUCAUAGGAUGUGAGCUUGUAGAUGGGAAAGUUCACCGAGAUAAAACAGCCGAUGAAAUGAGGGGUCUGUUGAAAAACGCGGGGGAAGCAAAAGAUUACGAUUAUGCGGUCGUGGUGAUAAGUACGCAUGGCGGAUUUGUGCCAACAGAUGAACAGAAAGCCAUAGAUCCAAAAACCAAGCAAGAAACAACGCUGAAGAAAUAUGAAGAAGUGCUAUAUGGAAACGAUGGCAGUUACUUAAAAGCGAGUGAAGUUCAAAAUAGUUUCUGCAAUAAGGAGGCGCAAAGCUUGAGGGAUAUACCGAAGUUAAUCAUUCUUCAAUACUGUAGGGGGGAAACACUGGAUGAAGGGGUUCCCAGAGAUGCAACUUUCAAAGUUGAAGAACGUGAUUCUACCGAUGCUGAUUCAUAUAAGCAGCAGAAAACAGAAGAGUCCUUUCCUGAAAAAGAUUCUUUAAUGCCCGCAUUGUGUGAUAUCAUCACCGUAUACGCAACUCAUCAAAGCUACAUGGCUCUCAGAAAUAGGAAAAAGGGCUCCUGGAUUAUUCAGCACAUUUCUGAAGUUUUCCAAAACCACUACAAGACUAAGCACGUCAUUGAUAUGAUUACGCUGGUGAAUGAUUUGAUGAAAAACAGGAAAGGAGACUUAGGCAACAACAAAGAAUGCAAAGCAAUGAGCAUCUACGAGUCCAGCCUAACCAAGGAUUUCUAUUUGUAUUAAUAUAUGAAUCAGGAAUGGUUUACAUAAUGAUCAAGACUUUCACCCUUUAUAAAUGGAUGUCAAUAUUUUAUUAAUUCUUAUCAAUUAUCACUAUAUCUUAUGUAAUCUAAUCUUCAUCAAUUUAUUUCAGAUAAGGUUGUAGCGAAUGUGGAUUGUAACUAUGAAUUAUAAUGUUAUUUAAUUAAACCAUACAUACUAAUAGUAUGUUGCAUUCUCUGAAAUAGGUCACUUAAUGUUUCGCGACAGCGAUAAAGCCUUCAUUCUAUGUAGCCGUCUCUGUGAGCGACCAAUUUGAUGACUUAUGUUUCCGGUUCCGUGGAAAGGGCUGAAAUAUAUUGUGCUUGUGAUUAUUAUUCUGUUUUUGACUGCAUUAAGAGUUAAGUGUUUUUAAUAUAUCUGUAUUUGGAUCGCAUUGUGAA